GUUGAAGUUCUCUUUUUGUAAUGUCACAGAGAGAGAGGACUGUGCAGCCUGCAAGACAUGUUCCCAUUUUUUUUUGUUUGGAUCCUCAGGUAUCUGGAACUAAAGUGUUAAAUUGUGCUUUGUGUGUCUGAUGUACAUACCUUUUUCGUUAAAAAAAAACAUGUGAUACAGGGAUACCUUGUUGUAACUUUUAGUAGCAUGUAGAGUAGUGCCAGAGUGGAAUUUAGUAAGGUCUUAGUGUUCCUAAAAACAGUGUCAUGUGAUGAUAUUUAAAUACCAAGUAGUCAAAGUUUAAUGUCAGGCAAAGAAGAGCACCUGCUACAGAGCAUUGUCUCCAGUGACUAUUUCAGGGCAUGAAGAAAGUUACUUUGCAUUGUGCAUUUACACGGACUACAAAUAUGGAAAUCGAAGAAGCAUUCAAAGCCUGUGGUGAAAUGGGCAUUUAUCAAAUUUACCUCUGUAUUCUUCUAGCAUUUUUACUGAUGUUAUACGUGUCAAUGGAAGCUGUACUGAUUGCCUUGGUGGGAUUGUCACCUCCUUUUCAAUGGGACCUCCAGAAGCAGUUUGCUAAUAAAAGCCUGCCGAGUGUGUCUUCUAUUGCGGAGGAUCGGCUCUUCAAACAGUGGCUACACGAAGCCAGCCAAAAUGAAAUGCAUAAGCACUUGCAUUUCAAUGGCAACUACACCUCAAUUAUAUCAGAGUGGUAUUUGAUAGGCGACGCUGCCUACAAAGUCUCUCUUGCCAGCUCCUUGUAUUUCGUUGGAGUGCUGGUGGGCGCCAUCACCUUCGGCCAACUCUCUGAUCGCUAUGGAAGAAAGAAGCUCUACCUCGCUGGUUUGGCAUUUGAUAUAGUUUUUGGUGUAUCAAGUGGCCUUGUACCUACAUAUCAGCUCUUUGCUGCCUCUCGACUCCUGGUAGGAAUAAUGAAUGGAGGAAUGUCAUUGGUUGCUUUUGUUUUGCUUAAUGAGUAUGUGGGAACAUCCUACUGGUCAAUCACAGGAACACUGGGUAGCUUUUUCUUUGCUGUGGGAAUCGUACUGUACGCAGUCAUUGGUUAUUUUGUCCACUCCUGGAGGCUGCUUGCUCUUUUGGCUAAUCUCCUGGCAGUGCUGGUGUUUUUCCUCUCAUUAUUCAUCCCAGAAUCCCCACGCUGGCUAUACUCACAAGGCCGACUCAGUGAAGCAGAAAAUGUCUUCUUCUUGAUCAGCAAAUGGAACAGAAACUUGAAGUGCUCGAUUUCUUUAACACCCCCACCAAAGAGUAAGAAGGAGCAUAAAGCCAGCGCUCUGGACCUGUUCUACCACAGGGUUCUGCUCCAGCGUACACUUAUCAUGAUGUAUACAUGGUUUGUGUGCAGUCUUGUGUACUAUGGUCUUACGCUGAAUGUUGGGAACAUGGAUGGAAAUAUUUAUGUCAAUUUGGGCCUUUCAGGAGUUGCAGAGCUACCAUCUUAUCCAGUCUGUUUGUACUUAAUAAGCCGCAAAUGGUCUGGACGCCGAAAGUCUUUGGCAGGCUUUCUUCUCUUGGGAGGGCUUGCAUGUCUCAUCAUCGCAUACGUGCCAGAAAAACAAGAAACUGGCCUGUUUGCAGUGGUGAACAAACUGACGCUCUCUUUGUUUGGAAAGAUGGUUAUCAGCUCUGCCUUCAAUAUAGUCUACAUCUAUUCAUCAGAGCUCUAUCCAACGGUGGUCAGGAAUAUUGGAAUGGGAGUAUGUUCAACAGCCUCUAGAGUGGGGGGAAUCUUGGCUCCUUUUAUUCCUUCCCUGGAAUCAAUACAGUGGGCUCUGCCAUUCUUUGUAUUUGGAGCUGCUGGUUUAUCAGCAGGGCUGCUGAGCCUGUUGCUGCCAGAAACCCUGCAGAAGAGACUGCCAGAGACGAUCUCUGACCUAGGGGAGAGGUGCAAUGGUGUUUAUUACCGGAGAAUCAAGGAUGAAGCAUCUCUACCACUGCAAACACUUGGCAGUGAAUUGGCAGCCCACAGUGAGGGGCACGAGGAGACAGAUGAGGAUGAGUUUGUUAAUCCAACUGAACAAACACGGAUGAUCACAUGAGUGGAUUGGUCUGGAACUUGUCAUCCCUGGAUCCAGUGUGUUUGCAGACCUACAGUACAACAUAUAACCUCAAGCUGAAGACAAAGAGCACAUAGGCUGCAGAAAAAAACUCUCAGCCUUCCUCUUAGAAUAGCUAAUCACAAGAUUUUUUUAAGGUUGUGGUACAGUAUGUGGCCUCAUUUUAUUUUUCCACCACUUUAAAGAACUACUGUAUUUCAGCUUGCUCUUAUUUAAUUUAGUAGGAUAUUGGUUAAAUGAACAUAGGACUGAGAGCUCAUGUACAGUAUAAGGAAAUAAGGAAAAAAUACAAGUAAUAUAGAAUAGUAUUCUUACAAUUCUAUAAAAAGUACUACUUACAAAAAAUAGUACUUACAAAAUCAGGAAAAAACAUAUCUGAAGGUUGAACUGUAUCUAAGUGUUCAAUUGUUUCGUUCUAAAGUGUACUGCAUAGUUUGAUUUAACCAUUACAGUACUUGUUAAAUUUGAGUAAAAACAUUUAUAUUAUUAUUAUAUUGAGACAUUAAAAUUAUUUAUGAUACUUGCAAAAAUA
This is a messenger RNA of Lepisosteus oculatus (spotted gar), 2601 nucleotides long. RefSeq names its product solute carrier family 22 member 15. Gene Ontology annotation, molecular function: transmembrane transporter activity. Gene Ontology annotation, biological process: transmembrane transport. NCBI's taxonomy places the organism in Eukaryota, Metazoa, Chordata, Actinopteri, Semionotiformes, Lepisosteidae. Gene Ontology annotation, cellular component: membrane. The record is from RefSeq and is a predicted model, not a curated record.